AUGACGAUUUACGAGAAGAACCUGAACGACGUGAUCACCGUCGUCAAGGCGAAGCCCGGUUACAAGGCCUUCGCAUCGCUCGUCGGCGCAAUUCUGAAGCAAACGCAGCUGAAGAGCCUCGUGCAGCAGAACCUGACCAUCUUCGUUCCCAACGACAAGGCGCUUAACGAAUUCAACCUCACCCAGUACGCGACCGCCGACCUCCUUAAAGUCGUCAAAUACCACGCCGUCAAGGGCACCUACACCUUCGCGCAGCUGCAGGCUCUCGCCGCAUCUGGCGGGAAGCUUCAGACGACACUCGGCUUGACCAUCUCGCUGACCCCUACGAAGAAGGGCGUCGGAAUGUUCGGCAUGGAGAAGAUCGGCGCCGCUGUCCUCGAUAAGGACAUCUCCAUUAAGCCGACGGUGGUCGCGCAGGGAAUUUCCCGCGUGUUGAAGCCUAAGGGGUUCGUUAUCAAGGGCGCGGGCGCGACUACCCCGACGACCAAGUCUCCGACUCCUACGACGACUGACCCUAAGACUCCAAAGGCUCCUAAGGACCUGGGUAUUGCGCGAACUGUAGAUCGCACGCAUACGUGCGACGAUUGCGACAUGGACCCCGCCAUCUUCUCUGCCAGAAGCUUAUUCGCACACGACAGCGACGAUGACGAGUCGCCACGUGCUGCGCGGAAUACCGCGGGAGCUGGCGGCGCGGUGGGCGGAAUCGAGCGGAGUGGCGGAGCUGGCGGAUCGGACGGGGGAGGGGAAAGGGGGAAUGGGAGCGCGGAGGGAGACGACCGGGGAGCCGCGCACGCGGGGGACGCGGGGAACGCGGGUGAGGCGGAAGAGGGAAUGGAGUAUGAAGAGAGGCGGCAUCAAUUUCCGGGGGGACAGGAGCUGCUUAUAAGGGAGUUUUCUUUCCAUCCGGUCAACGCCAACCUGCUCUGGCCUGGCGCAAUGUCCUUCGCUGAUUGGCUUGCUGCCCGUCAACAAGUGCUGGCUGGAGCAAGAGUGCUGGAGAUUGGGAGUGGGACAGGCACGCUGGCCAUUUAUUUGAGCAAGGCCAUGGGCUGUGACAUCACCACGUGUGACUAUAACGAUGCCAGCAUUGCUGCCAACAUUCGCCACAACUGCCUGGCCAAUGGCAUCGAACCACUACCUCACAUUCGACACACAUGGGGUGAACCGUUUCCCAUCAGCCAGCCGUCAUGGGAUGUCAUCAUCGCAAGUGAUGUUCUGCUCUAUGUGAAAGAGUAUCCCAACCUAGUCAAGACCCUCCGCUUUCUCCUCUUCGGCGCUCUGAAGUCCUCCCAAGCAGAGCAAGGGAAAGCCUCUGAAGUGGGGAUAGUUGCUGAUCCAGCUGCUCCUAUAGUGCAGACACAGGAAAAACCGCGUGAGCAGGGCGGUGGGAAUGCAAGGCAGCGAAUGCAGAAGCAGCAGCGCAGAAGAGAGGAGGUUGCUGCUGAUGUGGCGUUGAGGCGACCAUGCUUUGUGAUGAGUUGGCGCAGGAGAAUCCCGAGGGAGGAUGAGGAGGGGUUUUUCAGGUUGUGUGAGGAGGCAGGGAUGAGUGUGGAUGAUCUCGGCUCUAGGGUGUUUUGCAUUGCGCCCGUUGUUGAAACAUAA
Molecule: messenger RNA, 1602 nt
Organism: Closterium sp. Yama58-4
Lineage: Eukaryota; Viridiplantae; Streptophyta; Zygnematophyceae; Desmidiales; Closteriaceae
Source: the annotation of a GenBank genome assembly